Messenger RNA from Symbiodinium necroappetens, 150 nucleotides. The record is from the annotation of a GenBank genome assembly. Lineage: Eukaryota; Dinophyceae; Suessiales; Symbiodiniaceae.
GCGAAAAAACUCCUGGACAAGCACUGCAAGAUCGACGUCAAUGACGAGUGGCAGCCUGUAGAUGACCAGAAGAUUGCACAACUGCGUGGCAUUCUCUCCGCGCUGCACGAGGAGAACCAGUCCACUCAGCUCCUGAGGGUCGAGAGCGAG